AUGAAGCAGCCUGUUUCCAGAAUCCUCUGCCUCCACGGCGACGGCACCAACGCCGCCAUCUUCGCAGCUCAGGCGCGCCACCUCGCCCGGGCCCUGGCGCCGCACAACAUCGAGCUGGUGCACGUCACUGCGCCCUUUGAGUGCCAGGCUGGGUUCGGGGUUUCGCCAUUCUUUGACGACUGUGGGCCUUUUUACCGCUGGUUCCCGCGAGACGAUUUCAAUCCGCAGGUGGACGGGCCCUCGGCCGUCGCCGCCGCCGUCGAGACCGCCAAUGACCUCCGGUACGAAUACGGAGACGACAGGGACGCCUUUGUGGGGAUCCUCGGCUUCUCGUCCUCUGCGGGCAUCGUGGCGGGUAUACUGGCCGCCCAGGAUCUCGCAGCAAAGCGGCCUGACCUGCGGUCGGACGUCUAUUACAGGUUCAGGUUUGGGGUCAUUAUAAACGGGACGGGAAUGCCUUUGCAAUUUUUAGACGCGCAGGAGGGCGAGUAUGACUGGCGGAACAAACCUAUCAAUGUGCCAACGGUGGCGGUCAUCGGGACCUUGGAUCAAUGGGAAAGCCAAAGCAGGCGGAUCGUGCAAUGUUUCAAUGGGGAGGUGGUCAAGUGCUUUGAGUAUGAAAAUGACCAUGUCGUACCAACAGACGAAAAACAAGUUAGGGAAAUCGCAAAUGCUAUAGUUACAGUUGCGGCUGUAGCUUGA
Pyricularia grisea is the source of this 702-nucleotide messenger RNA. RefSeq lists its product as uncharacterized. Bases 1 to 702 code for a protein of 233 amino acids. Gene Ontology annotation, biological process: secondary metabolite biosynthetic process. Lineage: Eukaryota; Fungi; Ascomycota; Sordariomycetes; Magnaporthales; Pyriculariaceae. The transcript has a single exon. The record is from RefSeq and is a predicted model, not a curated record. Gene Ontology annotation, cellular component: cytoplasm; nucleus.